Molecule: messenger RNA, 1529 nt
Organism: Cucumis sativus (cucumber)
Lineage: Eukaryota; Viridiplantae; Streptophyta; Magnoliopsida; Cucurbitales; Cucurbitaceae
Product: casein kinase II subunit alpha-2
Exons: 10
Coding region: 260-1261 (333 amino acids)
Biological process (GO): protein phosphorylation
Cellular component (GO): cytosol; nucleus; protein kinase CK2 complex
Molecular function (GO): ATP binding; protein serine/threonine kinase activity
Source: RefSeq, a predicted model, not a curated record
UUGAAGAGGGAAAAAAAAACUGAAAACCUAAUAAAAAUGUGUGUUUACUUUAAUAGGAAGUUUAAUUGGGUAAGAAAGUGGCAAAAAAAAGGAAGAAUGAAAGUCAUGGGUUUGUUCAGUUCUUUCAUUUUUUGUUUAUUGCUUACUUUGUGGAGGGGGCGGCUGGUUCUACCAUCUCUCCCUCAGAUUUAUUGAUCCGCGCCACCGUAUCCUUCCUCUCUCCGGCUGUUUACCCAUCACUCUCUCUUCCUCUCCAGCUAUGUCCAGGUCUCGAGUUUACGCCGACGUCAAUGUUCACCGCCCCAGAGAUUACUGGGACUACGAAUCUCUCGCUGUCCAAUGGAGUGGUCAAGAUGAUUAUGAGGUUGUCCGGAAAGUUGGAAGAGGAAAGUAUAGUGAGGUUUUCGAAGGUAUAAAUAUCACCAACAAUGAAAAAUGCAUUAUCAAGAUUCUUAAGCCUGUCAAGAAGAAGAAGAUAAAGAGGGAGAUAAAGAUAUUACAAAAUCUCUGUGGCGGCCCAAAUAUUGUGAAACUGCUAGAUAUAGUCAGGGAUCAGCACUCAAAAACUCCUAGCUUAAUCUUUGAAUAUGUGAACAGUACAGAUUUCAAAAUUUUGUACCCUACACUGACUGAUUAUGACAUACGCUACUAUAUAUACGAGCUUUUGAAGGCAUUGGAUUACUGCCAUUCACAGGGUAUAAUGCAUAGAGAUGUAAAGCCUCACAAUGUUAUGAUUGACCAUGAACUGCGAAAACUUCGUUUGAUUGAUUGGGGUCUUGCUGAGUUCUACCAUCCAGGAAAAGAAUACAAUGUCCGAGUGGCAUCUAGGUAUUUCAAAGGGCCAGAACUUCUUGUAGAUUUACAAGACUAUGAUUAUUCCUUGGACAUGUGGAGCCUGGGUUGCAUGUUUGCUGGCAUGAUUUUCCGGAAAGAACCCUUCUUCUAUGGUCAUGACAAUCAUGACCAGCUUGUCAAAAUUGCUAAGGUGUUAGGGACAGAUGAGUUGAAUGCAUAUCUGAAUAAAUAUCAACUGGUUCUUGAUCCACAACUUGAAGCACUUGUUGGAAGGCAUAGCCGCAAGCCAUGGUCAAGAUUUAUCAAUGCUGACAAUCAGCAUCUUGUAUCCCCUGAGGCCAUUGAUUUUUUAGAUAAGCUUCUUCGAUAUGACCAUCAAGAUAGGCUCACUGCAAGAGAAGCAAUGGCUCAUCCAUACUUCUUCCAGGUGAGAACUGCGGAGAACAGCCGGCUACGAACGCAAUAACCCCAUUAUGUGUAGGAAGUUAAACUUAAUUAGCACUUUUGGUCAUUGUGGCGUUAGUUUCUUAAGCCUAGGUUCUAUUUUCCCACUCACCUAGGUGGUUAGGCUCAUACAGAUCAUGGUUUGCCACUUCUCUGUUCUGCUGUAAUAUUGCGAUUCAUAUACUAUACUAUUACUACUACUCUUCUAACUCCACUGUAUAUUUUCCCCUCUUUUAUAUGAGGUUUUUUACUAUGAAAAUUACUACUUUGCUUGCUCUUUCUACUCUCAA